Talaromyces stipitatus ATCC 10500 is the source of this 3644-nucleotide messenger RNA. Its product is annotated as PAB1 binding protein (Pbp1), putative. Gene Ontology annotation, molecular function: RNA binding. The transcript is spliced from 5 exons. Gene Ontology annotation, biological process: cytoplasmic stress granule assembly. Lineage: Eukaryota; Fungi; Ascomycota; Eurotiomycetes; Eurotiales; Trichocomaceae. The record is from RefSeq and is a predicted model, not a curated record. Gene Ontology annotation, cellular component: cytoplasmic stress granule. The coding region runs from base 1 to 3156 and encodes 1051 amino acids.
AUGGCUUCAACCGCCAAUUCCGUGUCGGCUGCCAACCGGGCGUCUGGCAAUAACCUGAAUCCUUCCUCACAGAAUACUAGCCGGCAAUCUCUACGAACGAAUACGAGCUUCAAAGGUGCCGAUGCCAACCGACGACAGUCCGCAAGUCCAGGCGAUGGUGCUCAGAGACGUUCCAGCUCUCAGAAAGCGUGGACUCAGGGUAUAAAUCCCAUCACCCAAAAAGUCUCCUCCCAGGCAAACGGCAACCACACUCAAUCAAAAUCCACUCCAUCGCCGAAACCGACCCUGCCGAAAGAUACCACCAAUACCUCUGAUCAACAUGCCCACAGCCGACUUGUCUUUUUGAUGACAAGCUUUGUCGGUCUCUCAGCAACCAUCGCUACCAAGAGCGGUGACAAGUUCAGUGGAAUAUUCUCAUCAUCUACUCUGGACGCAAAUAACGCCUCCAUUUUACUGAAAAUGGUGCGGCCUGUGACUCAGGCAGAACCCCGUGCCAACGGACUCAGCGAUACUACUACUCCUUUUGUGGGAACGGGCCCAGAUCACAGUAUGAACUUUAAAAUGGACGAAAUCGCUGAUAUUGUCGUGAAUAAUGUGACCACUGCCGAAGUGGCUGCCAAGGAUACGAACGGACCCCAAGCCGGGUUUCGCACCGAUACGGAUAUUUCUGGAAGUCUUGCCAUGCGUGAAAGACAUCUACAACGCUGGGAACCUAGCGCUACUGACCCUAGUGUGGAUAUGUCUUUAGAAGAGUCAGGGACAACUGGAUGGGAUCAGUUCGAAGCCAAUGAGCGUCUCUUUGGUGCCACUACCAGCUACGAUGAGAAUAUCUACACUACUCAAAUCAACCGUAACGACCCCUUGUACAAGAAGAAGCAAGCCGAAGCUGCUCGGAUAGCCCGGGAGAUUGAAGGCACUGCGACAGACAACCCUCAUUUAAGGGAAGAGCGAGGCCAUGCAAUCGAAGGCGAAGGCCACGACGAAGAAGAGCGAUACAGUGGAGUGCGCCGCGAUGCAACUUAUUUGCCCUUGCAGACGGGACAGCCAAAUAAGUAUACCCCACCAGCUCGCCGACAGCAAGCAGCUCAACAAACAGCUACCACUUCUGCUGCUGCUGCCGAUCCAGCUAUUAUUUCCGCUCAAUUAGCCAAACCAGAGGCGGUUUCGGAGGCCCCCAUCCCGUCGAAGCCAGCGGUUGUACCUACCAUAACGCUUGAGAAGCAAACCACUGCACCUGUUCCUUCCUCCGAUCAAAAGGCGGCAGCGCCAACAACGGCAACCUCACCACUCAAACGCCCGGGAGCUACCGAGAAUGCGACAUCGAACGUGGAGACAGAAGUGUUGGACCAUUUCCGACAAUUUGCAAAUAACGAGAAAAUGAGAAUGCAAGAACGUCGGCGUAACCAAGCCUCGCAUGACCGUACUGUCAAGCUCAAUGAGCUCAUGAAGUUCUCACAAAACUUCAAGCUUGCUACUCCUGUUCCCAAGGAUCUUGUACCUAUACUUGCGAAAGACCCAAGCAAACAGGAGGAAAUCAUUGAGCGCGCGCAGCGUCAAGCGGAUGAAAAGGCAGCUGCGAAAACGGCAGCACAGCCAGCGGCACCUACGACCGAGCAGAAGCCCAGCAGCAUUUCUCGCACUACGGCACCACGUUCAGAAGCUGGCCCCGCGAACAUUCCUCCAUCUGCGCCAGCUGAUCGUCAAACCCACCGCGGACGACAGGCAUACCCUCCUCAAGGGCCUCAAUUCGGCAUGGGUGGUAGAUUCCAACCACAGACAUUCCAUGGCGGUCGAGGAAAUCUCAGCUCACGCCUGGCAGACAAUUUCCGCCAGCAGAAGAACUCUCUUGGAACAGUUCCUGCGCCUCUACCUAUCCAUGAUCCUCGAAUGCCCCCUUCAGGCCCCUCGGGUGACAAGUCGCAAUCGCAGACUCCUACAUCGACCAAGUUCAAUGCGCAGGCGUCCGAAUUCAGACCGAAUCCAGCUGCAAGCACAUUUACCCCUGGCGGUCCUGCAAGCACUGUGGCUUCUGCCAGCCCACACUUGAGUUCUCGUGGACGCUCCGUUUCUCGUGCUAGCACACCGUCAGCGUUUUUCGGAAACAAGAAGCCGCUACCUGCGGCGGAGAGGCCGUCUCUGAAAACUCAAUGCUCUCCUAUCGAGCGCUUGAAGAAAGAAGGCGCAGAGCAAAAGGACAAGGACUUCACAUUUAAUGGUGGAGUGCCUCCCGCAUAUCGAACUGCGCCAACUUGGGAUGUCGCACCUGGUAAUGAGGAAAAGACAUACAAAGACAUGUUUAAGAGUUCGCGUCCCGCCAUUUCGCCUCAAAGCCGAACUGCGUCAAACCCACACAUUCCACACCCUUUACAUCACCCGUUCAAUCCUCAACAAAACACGCCAGGUAUUCACGCCACUGGUCCUCUUCACGGACCACCUCAUCUUCACCAUCAACAUCCAAACUCUCAUUUUGAUGACCCUCAUCGCAUGCAGUUAUCCGCGUCCACAUCUCACAUGUUCCCGUCGCCAAGACUCCAACAGGCUUAUCCUUCGCCUAUGGUACCACACGCUCAGUUAGCUUACGGUCAACCCAUGCCACAAUUCUACGGAGGACAACAACCUGGUCAUAUGCGCCAGUAUCCCGGUGCUCCUCAAUUUGUCAAUCCUCAAAAUGGAAUGGGUGCACCUAUGAUGGUUCAACAGCCGUCCAGUGGUCCAUACACGGGAAUUCCGCAGGGCAUGAAUGGACAUUACAACCCUCAGAUGCAAAUGUAUUCUCCUAACCCAUCCUAUGCAUAUCCCCAUCACGGUGGGCCUCCUCAACCCCACAGCGGUUAUCCGAGUCCGAGUCGAGGUGCCCCAAUGAUGAUGCAUCAGGGCUCACAACCUGGUCAACCGCCGCAGCCAGUGAUGUACAUGAAUCAAGGCCAACAAGGACAACCAGUGUACGCACCACAGCAGUCUGGUGGUCAUGUCCCCCCUCGCGGAUAUCCACAACAGCCUCAGUUUAACUCUGGCUCUCAUCAUUACCCGCCUCAUCAACAUCGCGGUCCUGGAAACAAUUACAGCCCAAUGCAACAAGCUCCGCCUCCUCAUAUGCAAGGUCAACCGCCCGCCGCACCAGCCAACACCACCGAGGCUGCCGAUGAUGCCAAAUGAAAGCCGCUGGUCUGAUUUGAACUGUCUGUUGGCUCUUAAUGAAAGUAUCAUCACUUCUGGCGUGCCAAGUGAUCUGUAUCCUUCGAAUGCAUUGACUAUUCCUGGAGGCACUGAAAGUAUCGAUUUCAUGAUAUUGCUUAUGGUACACAAACUAUGACGCACGCAGUGAUAGUGGUUGCUUCGAGACUAUCGACAUCAAGUUUAGAUUCAGAUAUGGAUUUACUGAUGCCAACUGGUCCGCGGAGAUCCUCUCUACCGUCUUACAAGGAGGGUUGGAGGGUUCUUCAAGGGCCUUUGUUAGGUGUCCGUCUUAUCGAAUUGGGCGGCGGCGGCGGCGGUGGUCUGGAAAUGGAAGGAACAGUGACUUAUUGUCUUCGGUUGAAUCUAGCAUCCAUACACGCAAUAUCUGUACUGGCUGUAAGCGGUCUGUUUGGAGCUAGCUAGUUUCUAUCUACUUAGGAGGUAUUCUCUAUAAUAUAGCUCAAAAC